AUGUUUUCGUCAUUAAACACCAGGCCUGCGGGCCAAUCUCUGUUUGGGGCCAACACAGGAGGUGGUCUGUUUGGUCAAUCGCUGGCGAAUCAGCCCCAGCAACAGCAGCAACCUCUCCAGCAGCAACAGCAACAAGCUGCGCCUGCGCUGGGCCAGUCGCAAAUAAACCAAAACCAACAACUUGGUGGUUCAUUAUGGCAACCAGGUAGCCUCACAGCCUACCAGAAGCCAAUUCCCGAGCAGAUAAAGCUGAUCGUGGACAAAUGGAACCCGAACCAUCCGAAUUGCGCCUUCAAGACCUACCUUUACAACAAGGUCGACGAGCAUACUGUCCCUCUCUACGGGCCCGGCCCGAACGAGGACCCCAAGGAAUGGGAAGAAGCUCUCCAGCGCAAGCCAGCGCCCAACUUCAUUCCCGUUCUUUGCUCGGGCUUCCCCUCGAUCGUCGCGCGUUUGAUGCUCCAGCGUCGGGUUAUCACCGAGUUCAACAAUAAGCUGCACCAGAUCAACGCAAGCCUAGACGCGAUCCUAUCGCGGCACGACCUGGACCACACGGUGCGCGCGUUCAACGCGCGCCGGCGCCACGCCGAGCUGAGUCGCCGGUGCCUGCAUCUGGCUGCGCGUGUGCAGGUUCUGCGCAACCGCGGAUACGCCCUUAGCGGGGACGAGGAUGAACUUAAGCAGAAGCUGCAGCAGAUUGAUAAGACGCUGAAUGAUCCCGCUCAGGGUUCGAGGCUGGAAGAGCUGUGGAGCAGAUUGAUCGUGCUCCGGGGGUAUGCGGAAGAUCUGAAGGAUCAGAUUAAUCAGGCGGGGAUUACGGAGAGUGACGGGCUGGGUGAGGAGAUUGAGGCUAAGGCGAAGAAGAUUCUUGAGGAUUAUGACAAGCAACUCCAGCAUCUCAAGAAGCAGGUUGAGGAGGCCAAGAAGGAUUUCGAGGAGUGGGAGAAGCAACACAACCCUGCGCCGGCACCGGCGCGCUAA
This is a messenger RNA of Thermochaetoides thermophila DSM 1495, 981 nucleotides long. RefSeq lists its product as uncharacterized. The record is from RefSeq and is a predicted model, not a curated record. Lineage: Eukaryota; Fungi; Ascomycota; Sordariomycetes; Sordariales; Chaetomiaceae. Gene Ontology annotation, molecular function: structural constituent of nuclear pore. Gene Ontology annotation, biological process: protein localization to nuclear inner membrane; NLS-bearing protein import into nucleus; nuclear pore organization. Gene Ontology annotation, cellular component: nuclear pore central transport channel; nuclear pore. The coding region runs from base 1 to 981 and encodes 326 amino acids. The transcript is spliced from 4 exons.